Molecule: messenger RNA, 768 nt
Organism: Orycteropus afer afer
Lineage: Eukaryota; Metazoa; Chordata; Mammalia; Tubulidentata; Orycteropodidae
Gene: LHFPL3
Product: LHFPL tetraspan subfamily member 3
Exons: 3
Coding region: 1-768 (255 amino acids)
Biological process (GO): sensory perception of sound
Cellular component (GO): plasma membrane
Source: RefSeq, a predicted model, not a curated record
AUGCCCGGAGCCGCUGCCGCUGCCGCCGCGAUGCUCCCGGCUCAGGAAGCUGCCAAGCUGUACCACACCAACUAUGUGCGGAACUCGCGGGCCAUCGGCGUGCUCUGGGCCAUCUUCACCAUCUGCUUUGCCAUCGUGAACGUGGUGUGCUUCAUCCAGCCGUACUGGAUCGGCGACGGCGUGGACACCCCGCAAGCCGGCUAUUUCGGGCUCUUCCACUACUGCAUAGGCAACGGCUUCUCCCGGGAGCUGACCUGCAGGGGCAGCUUCACGGACUUCUCCACGCUGCCCUCGGGCGCCUUCAAAGCCGCCUCCUUCUUCAUCGGCCUCUCCAUGAUGCUCAUCAUCGCCUGCAUCGUCUGCUUUACCCUCUUCUUCUUCUGCAACACGGCCACCGUGUACAAGAUCUGUGCCUGGAUGCAGCUCACCUCCGCUGCCUGCCUUGUGCUUGGCUGUAUGAUUUUCCCGGAUGGCUGGGAUUCAGAUGAAGUAAAACGGAUGUGUGGAGACAAGACAGACAAGUACACUCUUGGGGCCUGUUCCGUCCGCUGGGCAUACAUCCUGGCAAUUAUCGGAAUCUUGGAUGCGCUGAUCCUCUCAUUUCUAGCAUUUGUGCUUGGUAACCGACAAGACAGCUUGAUGGCAGAGGAACUGAAGGCAGAAAACAAAGGUAAGAUUGCUCUGGGGAACUUUCGUGGGAUAUUGAAGUCCUCAAUAAUAUUAUCCCUUGUUCUUCUUAUUGAAGAAUUUAAUGGAAAGAAAAUUUGA